Messenger RNA from Pyricularia oryzae 70-15, 1417 nucleotides. RefSeq names its product guanine nucleotide-binding protein subunit beta-like protein. The transcript has 5 exons. The record is from RefSeq and is a predicted model, not a curated record. Bases 83 to 1033 code for a protein of 316 amino acids. NCBI's taxonomy places the organism in Eukaryota, Fungi, Ascomycota, Sordariomycetes, Magnaporthales, Pyriculariaceae. Gene Ontology annotation, cellular component: cytosol; nucleus. Gene Ontology annotation, molecular function: protein kinase C binding; ribosome binding; translation regulator activity. Gene Ontology annotation, biological process: positive regulation of protein phosphorylation; rescue of stalled cytosolic ribosome.
AGAAGAGCCUGAAAUUUCUCCCCGAAUCCAACAUCCAAUCCUCGGUCUCGUCUCGUCUGCCUCACACAGCAAACUUGCAAAUAUGGCUGAGCAGCUCAUUCUCAAGGGCACCCUCGAGGGCCACAAUGGCUGGGUCACCAGCUUGGCUACCUCCAUGGAGAACCCCAACAUGCUCCUCUCCAGCAGCAGAGACAAGACCCUGAUCAUCUGGAACCUUACCCGUGACGAGACUUCUUACGGCUAUCCUAAGAGGUCGCUGAAGGGUCACUCGCACAUCGUUUCGGACUGCGUUAUCUCGUCGGAUGGCGCCUACGCCCUGUCCGCUUCGUGGGACAAGACCCUCCGCCUUUGGGAGCUCGCCACUGGCACCACCACCCGCCGCUUCGUCGGCCACACCAACGACGUUCUGUCCGUCUCUUUCUCUGCCGACAACAGGCAGAUUGUUUCCGGCUCGCGUGACCGCUCCAUCAAGCUGUGGAACACCCUGGGCGACUGCAAGUACACCAUCACUGAGAAGGGUCACUCCGAGUGGGUUUCGUGCGUGCGCUUCUCGCCCAACCCCCAGAACCCCGUGAUUGUCUCAUCCGGCUGGGACAAGCUUGUCAAGGUCUGGGAGCUUUCUAGCUGCAAGCUCCAGACUGACCACAUCGGCCACACCGGCUACAUCAACACCGUCACCAUCUCCCCUGACGGAUCCCUCUGCGCCUCGGGUGGCAAGGACGGCACCACCAUGCUUUGGGACCUGAACGAGUCCAAGCACCUGUACUCGCUUAACGCCAACGACGAGAUCCACGCCCUCGUCUUCUCCCCCAACAGGUACUGGCUGUGCGCUGCCACUGCCUCCAGCAUCAUCAUCUUCGACCUGGAGAAGAAGAGCAAGGUCGACGAGCUCAAGCCCGAGUUCGCCGCCGUUGGCAAGAAGAGCCGGGAGCCCGAGUGUAUCUCGCUCGCCUGGAGCGCCGACGGUCAGACCCUGUUCGCCGGUUACACCGACAACAUCAUCCGCGCCUGGGGCGUCAUGUCUAGGGCAUAAAUGACCUCCGGUUGAUGGGUGGCAGUUGGUUCUCUGGCUUUUUAUUGUUUUUGGGACGGUAACGGCGAAAGCGGUAUGAGACGGUCUUUGGUCCGAAGGGAAGUGGAAUUAGCCCGUUGAUGACCGCAAAAGAGGGAAGGGACAUAUCAAAGCUUUUUUCUUUUUUUGUUAACUCAACGAUGCCAAAAGGGAGGAAUCUCAAAGACGGAUCCAUGGUGGCGGGCGUAAGGAAUGCUUGUCUCGUUUCGGAUUUUCUUUCUUCGGAGCACCAAAAUCAUGAUGGCCCUGCUUGAAUCGCAGCAUGACAAAUUUUUUUACCUUAAUUUUCUGGGCGUUAAUACGGUGAUGAGUGAAAUUUGCUAACAUGACAGUGACAGGCUUGGG